Messenger RNA from Pseudocercospora fijiensis CIRAD86, 1437 nucleotides. RefSeq lists its product as uncharacterized. Gene Ontology annotation, molecular function: FAD binding. The transcript has a single exon. The annotation marks the transcript as partial. The record is from RefSeq and is a predicted model, not a curated record. NCBI's taxonomy places the organism in Eukaryota, Fungi, Ascomycota, Dothideomycetes, Mycosphaerellales, Mycosphaerellaceae.
UGCUGUGCUAUCCUCUCCAAAUCUCUUGGCUCAAAGACCUCUUACCCAACAGAUCUGACUUACAAUGACUCGCUCACCAGCUACUGGUCUGACCGAGCGACCGAUGUCAAGCCAAACUGCAUAUUCCGGCCUACAAUCGACCAAGAGGUCGCUCAAGCUGUCAAAAUUCUUGCCUCCAACACGCACUGCAAAUUCGCCAUCAGAGGCGGCGGACACUUUGGCUGGCCUAAAGCAGCAAAUAUUGAAGACGGCAUAACGCUCGACCUCUCAUCGUUGGACAGCAUCUCCGUCUCGGAAGGCAAGACCGUCACCACCGUCGGCGGUGGAGCUUACUGGAACCAAGUCUAUUCUUACCUUGACGCCAUGAAUCUAAACUGUGCCGGCGGCCGCUACGCCACGGUCGGAGUCGGAGGCCUCACCCUAGGAGGCGGAAUCAGUUUCUUCUCCCCACGCCUGGGCUGGGUAGCAGACACCGUAAAAUCCUUCGACAUCGUCCUCGCAUCUGGACAGCUCGAAACCGGAAUCUCCUCCACAAAGAACCCCGAUCUUUUCCGAGCAUUGAAAGGCGGAAGCAAUAAUUUCGGAAUCGUCACAUCUCUCCGUCUCAAAACUUUCCCUGGAGGACCAUUCUUCAUGGGUACGGUUGAGUAUGAUAUGUCCUCCACCCCGGAAUUAUCACAAGCUUUCUUAAAGGCCGUUGCCGCAAAGAAAGAAGCUUGGGAUCCCUAUGCCGCGUUCUUACAGCAAUAUCAUUUCAUCAAAGAUCCUACGACCAACGGAACGACAUCAAUAUCCAUGAACAACAUCCUAGCCUACACCCAACCCUUCCCCAAGGACAACUCCACACCGGCAUUUCUCAAACCUCUCCAAGACGCUGCACCUUCGACGGGAAACGACCUCGGAGUUCAAUAUCUUUCAGAAUUCCUGGAGAGAUUCGAAGACGACGAUGCGACGAGACCGAGACAAGUGCUUUCCAAUCUAUCGUUUCGACACGAUAUGAGUGAUUUCAUGCAGCAACUAAUUCAAAUCUUCGAAUCCACAACCCGACCCCUUUUCCAGCGCAUGGAACACAUGUCUCUCGCCCUCAUCUUCCAACCGAUUCAUCCAGUCUUUACCUCGAAAGGGGACAACGUCCUCGGCUUUGGACGGCACGGGAAGGAAACCCCGCUGGUAAAUUUAUGUAUUCAGACAGGUUGGGCUGGGGCGGAAUUUGAUGAGUUGGUGGUGGGAACGAUUCGGGAAGCUAUUGAGAAGGGCAAUGCUUUGGCGAAGGAGUAUGGUGUGGAUUCUGAGUGGCUUUAUUUGAAUUAUUCGGAAGAGUGGCAGGAUCCUAUUUCGGGUUAUGGAGAGGAGGAGGUGAGGUUUUUGAGGAAGGUGAGUAGGGAAUAUGAUCCUGAGGGGGUUUUUCAGAGGCAGGUUCCUGGGGGUUUUAAGCUU